Molecule: messenger RNA, 4478 nt
Organism: Oreochromis aureus
Lineage: Eukaryota; Metazoa; Chordata; Actinopteri; Cichliformes; Cichlidae
Product: chromodomain Y-like protein 2
Exons: 7
Coding region: 241-1776 (511 amino acids)
Cellular component (GO): nucleus
Molecular function (GO): transcription corepressor activity
Source: RefSeq, a predicted model, not a curated record
GUCCUCUACUUCGGUAUAUGUAAACAGCACCGCCCCGAUGGUUGCUUGUUUUAAGCGUGGAACGAUCCGCCGGGCUCGAUUGACACUGUCUGAUCUGCUGCUGCGGAUUGCUCAGAAUAACAAGGCUGCUCGCUAAUUCCCGUCUAUCGGGGCUUUCGCCGAAACGCCGAGAGAGUAGGGUCCAAAAAAAAGCCAACAAGGCAGGCAAGAACGCCGCGCCGCCGCUGUCUGCACCCAAGAAUGGCUUCAGGAGACCUUUACGAGGUGGAGCAGAUCGUGGAUAAGAGGCGGAAUAAGAAGGGUAAGUGGGAGUAUCUAAUUAGGUGGAAAGGCUAUGGAAGUAAAGAGGACACCUGGGAGCCAGAACACCAUCUACUACACUGUGAAGAAUUUAUUGAUCAGUUCAAUAGCUCAAGACUGCACUCACACAAACGGCCUAAAGUUCCCAAAAACCGUGGAGAGCCCUUCAUCCCUAGCCACCUUUCUGCAACGGAUGACUCAAGAGCUAGAUCUGAAGUUCGAAAAAAGAAAAGGACUAGUGGCUCAACUGUGGGGGUGAGAGUAGGGACUGUUCCGGGGAUUGGAAGUGGAGGAUCAGGACCCACUCAAAAGCAGAAGAAAGUGGGUGUAGGACCUGGAAAACAUGCUUUAGGGGACAGAAUGAGCAAAGCCAUGACAUUUAAAGCUCCUCCGCCAGGCGGACCUCCCUUUGUCCCAUCAUUGAGGGUUCCUCAUAAUGGACUCCAGAAUGGAGAGAUGGACUCUGUCAUGUACAGGACUGCAGCAAGGUCACAACGACCACCCUCAGACAGGGUGGAUGGAGAACUAGGACAUAUGGAAGCCAGCGGACAGCAGUUUACUACUGAACUAGGCUCACCUUUAGCCAAUGGGAAGAUGCACCUACACAGCUCAGUGAAGCGGAAGCUGGCUGAGGAGAAAGGCUACGUUUUUGACAAGCGGCUCAGGUACAACGUGCGACAGAACGAGAGCAAUUGUCGAUUUCGAGACAUUGUGGUCAGGAAGGAAGAGGGCUUCACGCAUGUCCUGCUCUCCAGCCAAACAACAGAUAACAAUGGUCUGACGCCAGAGAUCAUGAAGGAAGUUUGUCGAGCUUUGGGUAAUGCCGCUGCCGAUGACAGUAAAUUACUGCUGCUCAGUUCAGUGGGGACUGUUUUCUGCAGUGGCCUGGAGCCAUCGUAUCUGAUAGGGCGUCUGUCCACUGACCGCAGAAAAGAGAGCAGUCGCAUCGCAGAUGCUGUACGGGACUUUGUGUUGGCAUUCAUCCACUUCAAGAAACCCAUUGUGGUGGCAAUAAACGGCCCUGCUCUGGGCUUAGGAGCAUCCAUCCUGCCACUGUGCGAUGUGGUGUGGGCCAGUGAAAGGGCCUGGUUCCAAACUCCAUGUGCAGCCCUGCACCUCACUCCUUCUGGAUGCUCCUCUUACACCUUCCCUCAAAUACUGGGCGUUGCUCUUGCCAAUGAGAUGCUCUUCUGUGGAAGAAAACUCACAGCACAAGAAGCAUGCAGUCGAGGGCUCGUGUCGCAGGUCUUCUGGCCAACCACAUUCAACCAAGAGGUGAUGCUGCGUGUGAAGGAAAUGGCAUCUUGUAGCGCAGUGGUCUUAGAAGAAUCUAAAUGCCUGGUGAGGAGUAUCCUCAUGUCCGUCCUGGAGGAAGUGAAUGAGAAGGAAUGUCAGAUGUUGAAGCAACUAUGGUGCUCAACUAAAGGACUAGAGGCACUCUUCAGUUACCUGCAGAACAAGACAAGUGAAAAGUAACCAUCCCACCACAGAAAUUAUAGAUCAUCAUAUGAAGCUACCUAAAAAAAAAAAAAAAAAAAAAAAGGGGGAUCAGGUUGGCAGUGCUGUGGUGUCAAACUCAUUACGGGCCUUUAUUUCCAUCCAUCAGCAGGAGAAUUCUUUCUGAUUUCUUUCUGUGUAUAUCUGUUAAAAAUUCAGUCAUGAUCACUUUUCUAAAACAGGUUUUUGUUUUGACCCCAAGUUUUCCAGAUUUCCACGCUCUGUGUUAAGGAGUCAAAGAGCAAAGGCCAAAUAUGCAUUGCGUAAGCGCAGGGAGGUACAGAGUGCAUCUGUACAUUUGUGAGACUUAUUCAACAAGAUGGAUGAAAAAAUAAAUGUAUUUCUGACUGCACAUGACAAAGUGAUGAUAAUAUAUAGAAGAAUAAUAUAUAUUUAUUACAAGCGUGUAAAAGAGUUGCUUUGUGUACAUAGGAUGCAUUUUUCCAGGAUUUUUCUUUUAGUCUCUUACUGUUUUGAAUUGAAGUGUAAACCAAAGUUUGCAUGAGGACACAGUUGCUUGCUCCUUAUCAUGCACAUUGUCUCCUAUUUGUAUUGACUGUAUGUAGGGGGGGGGGCGUUUCAGUGACUGCUCAAAACAUAAACAAUCAUGAAGUAGUGUGGAAUUUGUUUUCUCAUAAUUAUAUUUUCUUACAUAAACAUCUUUAUUAAAAAGAGCAUUUCUGUUUGCUUACAUUAUUAUAAUAACCUGCUAGAUAAAAUGAAAUUCUUCCAUUUAAAUAAAAUAAAAAGUAUUUCAGGUGAUUUUUUUCUUUAAUAAUAAAACUAUUGUUAUCCAACCAACUUUAGUCGUUUACCUCUUUAACAAUAUAGGCAAGACUACUGCCUUUUAUUUUUUACAAAUAAUCACACAAAGGCCAGGAUUUCUCUUUUCUUCCUGGAAUAAUGCACCAAUCAUUUUUACAAAUCCAAAAAAAGGGAAAAACAUACAAAAUAAAAGCAACACUAGAGGUCUUCUGUGAAUGCUAGCACUAAAUAGAAAUGCUAAAAGUAACUGACUGCAAUUCUCACAGGGGAGAAUUGGUGAUGAAUCUGAUCAAACUUUGCGCUACAUAUAGAAGCCUUUAUUGAGUAAUUGAUGCGGAUUGUCAUUACAUAAAAUGUAUGAACAUUCUUUUUAAAAACAACAACUAAAAAAACCCAGAUGAUGUUUUUUUUUCCUUAGCUGUGUGUUUUUAGAGCACAGACGAGAUGAAAAUAUCUGGAUUCUCAAGCAUCUUCAACUGUCGUUGAACAAUAAUGUAGGAAUUGAACAUUUUUGUUGUUGAAAUCCACUUCCUGUCCUAACCUGCAUGUGAUCAUUCAAAGUUUCAAGAAGUUUUAUAUUCUGUAUAUUUAGGGAUCUAUUUUGUUUUACCAAAAUGUAAAUGUGUCUAGCUCUGUGUACAUUUUUUAAAAGGUGUCCAUUUUGCAGUUAAAUAUGAUAAUAUAUAUAUAUAAUGUAGACUGUUUUCUGUAAUUAAUUGCAUGUAAUAUACUGUAAAUGUGCUGCUUGUCUGAAUUCCUUGUAUUUCAGGGUAUGUUUUGUACCACCAUUGUAAGUACUGUUAGCAAUGUUGCGUUUUAUUUUUGUAUUUAUUUGAGAUAACUGUUGUGCCGUGCCAUGUGGUUUACUUUGCUCCAGAGGCACCCCGGCUUCUUUUUCGUGACCCUGCAGAAAAGUGAGUUAGCAAAAUAGGCCCAGAAAACAGAAAAUGGUAUACAUAAAUACAUAUGUCCUUCAUGACCAAAAUGUUAAGUGUUGUCACUUGAAGAUAUGAUUUACAAAUAGAAGUGUUGUACAUGAUCAGUGAGAGACAUGGGCUCAUUUAAUUUACUUUACAUUGUGCUUUAAAACCUUUGUGAGUAUGAGCUGAAGUCUGUGGUGUAAACAGAUUGUUAACAUUUGUAUAAGAUUUCAUGCAAUGUGAGAUUGUUAAAUGAUUUUGUGGUCAUUGAUUGCUGGGAUACUAAGGUUGGAAGCUUUUUGUUUUGUUCUGUUUUGUUUUUGUCAACCAAAAAUUGACAAAAACAAACAAUGGCAGACUUCCACCUAAGCUCAUUAAAUCUAAAAAUUGCCGUAUACUCAGGUUUCUGUACAAAAAUUCAUUGUGGUCAUUAGAUCCAUGAAAGGAGACCCUGUCUUUACUUCUAUUGUAUUAAUCUGAUAAUAGAUUAUUUAUAUUGUGUCAUUUGCUUCAUAAGAAGAGGUAUAAUAUGGCUUCUGUACAGCAUCAAUGAACACAAAUCACUCAGGUCUGCUGAGCGUUACUCACGCAGAAGAUUCAUGGACUUUAAUUCAUUUAUUUAUUUUGUAAAAUAUCAAAUUUAUUUGAGUGUCAACUUGGACAGAAGAAGCAUUUCUUUGAUUUGAAACUUUAUUUAGGGCUAUGGGAGUUUCUAAUAGAUUUGAGCCCCAAAGCACCAGCUCAGCAUGUGUUUGAAGUGUGCUUGAUGAGAAUAUUUGAAGUAGAUCAGUUAUAACUUGCUCCAUUAUUUAUUACAAAUUGCAGGUUUAUAUUUUAUUUUAUUUUUUAAAUACACAUACCUACAUGUGUAUUUUUUCCCUACACUGUCUGAAAGCACACCUUGGGUUGCCUUAUAAUUUAAAUGUUUGUCAAGGAGUUAUUCAUACAUUGUGAUGAGUAGAAUGAGCUGCUUCAAAUAAAGAAACAAUACUUUGA